Caenorhabditis angaria is the source of this 3003-nucleotide messenger RNA. Lineage: Eukaryota; Metazoa; Nematoda; Chromadorea; Rhabditida; Rhabditidae. The record is from the annotation of a GenBank genome assembly.
AUGGAAAAUUUCCAUAAUCAACUCAUUUUGCCGAAUAUUGGCGAGUUUUUGGGCAGCUUGUUUUUCGCGUUUUUGUGUAAGUUUGAUGAUUUUUGAGCUAGAAAUCAUCAAAACUCAUGUUUCUAGCUCAAAAUUCAUCAAAAAUUCCAGAUUUUCAGCCAAAAAUCCUCAAUUUUUGCAGCCUGCUUCAUAGGCGAAUAUCAAAAAUCACUAGGCUACCCGAUUUUCAUCUCAAUUUCCCUAUUCAUCUCUCGAUCAAUAGUUCAACAUUGCACACCGGCUCAUUUCAAUCCAGGUGAAUUUAGGGCUGAAAAUCUGGUCAUUUUCAGCCAGAUUUCGAGAUUUUCCCAGAAAAUCCCACAUUUUUUGCUCACCUCCAACGGUUUUGCCAAAAAUCGACGAGUUUUAUCGAGUUUUUUGAAAACUUGAAAUUUUUCCGCUGAAAUUGGCAGCAUUUUUGCUCGAAAUAUUCGAAAUGAGCAAAAAAUGUGGAAUUUUUCAACAUUUCACGUGAAAAAAAAUAAAAAAAUCAAUGAUUUUGGCAAAAAUUUUGGAAUAAUAAACAGUUAUGGAAAAUUCGCGGGACAGGUGAGAGAGUGCAGAGAAACAGAGAAAAAUGUUUUUUUUUUUGAGAUGUUUCUCUGCAUGCACUCUCUUCAUAUCACAUUGUCUCUAGGAAAAAUUGAAAAUGGUGGAUUUUCAGACAAAAAAAGAUAGUCUGGAAUUUAAAUUUUCAGCAUUUUUCAGGUCCAAAAAAGCACUAACAAAAAAUAGGAUUUUCGCCUCAAUAAAUCACAUUUUUGAAACAGUGAAAUUUUUCUAGAAACACAAAUAACAAUUUAUGAACUUCGGGUCAAAAUGUGUCCAUUUUCCAAGAAUUUCAGCUAAACAUCUCUUGAAAAUCAUGAUUUUUGGAGAAAAAUCACUAUUUCCAGAUCUUUUCAUACGUAUUAGGUCGAAAUUUAUCAAAUUUCCUGAUUUUCAGCUCAAUUCUGAGCUCUGUUUCAACUUUUCUAAAAAAAUAUAUUUUUUCUAGUAGUUUUUGACCCGCUAAUCACUAAUCCGUUGUCUAAAAUUGCACAACUCAACUCCUAAUAUGAGCUAUGACGUGGCAAAAUUCGAAAAAUCGGGAUUUUAGGAGCUAAAACCUGGAAAAAAGCUUCAAAAAUGAUAUUUUCCCCCAUGAAAAUCAUUUUUGCAGAUUUUUCCAGGUUUCAGCUUCUAAAGUCCCGAAUUUUCAAAAUUUGCAACGUCAUAACUCAUAUUAGAAGUUGAGUUGUUCAAUUUUAGAGUCGAAAACUACUAGAAAAUAUAUAUUUUUAAAUUAAAAUUGAAAAUCUGAAUUUGAGACAGUUUGCAAGAAAAUUUUCCCUUGUAAGAAUUUAGCUGAAUUAAUGAAUUUUGGGUUGAAAUUUGACAAACUUCAUGAUUUUUAGCUCAAAAACCUCGAAAAAUGUCAAUUUUGAGAUCAGGUUAGAUGAAAAUUCCUUAAAUUCCAUGAUUUUCGUGUCAAAAACAGUUUGACAACUUUAUCUUGAUUUUUAGGUUAAAAUUUAUCAAAUUUCACAAAUUUCUGGGUCUAGAAACCCAUGAAUGCACUCGAAAUUGAUAAAAAAAUGAAUUUUGGGUUGAAAUUUGACGAACUCUAUGAUUUUCAGCUCAAAAAAACAGGAUUUCCUUGAAAUUCGGGUGAAAAUUCAUCAAAUUCAAUGAAUUUUGGCCGUUUUUCACGAAUUCCACGUCAAAAUCCCCAAAUUUCUAGCCAUAACCCUCCUUCAAUGCAUUCGCCAGCGUAUUUCACCAAUUCUCGCCACCUCCUUCAUAAUCUGCCAAUUUUUCGGCCUUCUUUUCGGCGUCACAUUUUUCCGUUGUCUGGUUUCACAAACCGAAUUCAACGAUGAUAUUGUGUUUUUCGAUUUAUCGACAGAAAAUUCGAAAAUCAAUCGACUUCAGGCAUUUUUCUUGGAAGUUUCGCUAACUUUGGUGCUUUUGCACAGUUUUUCGCAGGGAAAUCGAGAUUCUUCCAAUUUUUCUAGCGAAAAUUUCACAUUUUCAGCAAGUUGGGUGAGUUUUUCGGGCCAAAAAUCGAUGAUUUUCUUGAAUUUCAGGGUCUAAUUCAACUGAUUUCCAUGCCAUUCUAUGGAUUUUCAUCAAAUUUCACAUUUUUAUGCGUCAAUUUUCUGACAAGUUGCAUUUUCUCACCAACAACGACACCGUCUUUCAGUUUGAUCUACCUCAAUUUUUUCGCCAUGAUUUUGGCGGUUUUUUUGGCAUGGCUGGUGGAUUGGUGAGCAAAAAUUCAUGAAUUUUCGGAGAAAAAAGCUCCCGGGAAAAAUAUGUUUCAAAAAUUUUUGAAAAAAAAAUGGGAAACAAUUUAGCUAUUCAUAUUUUAAUACAAUACUUACAAUUUAGCUAAAAAUCAUGUUUUUUCUGAUUUUUCUGGAAAAAAAAUUCUGAAACUCAAAAACUGGAAUUUGAUGAAUUUCACCUGGAAUUCAGGAAAACAGCAAUUUUCAGCCAAAUUCGAGAAAAUAACGAUUUUUUGGGCUGGAAAUUGAGAUUUUUCCAAGUAUUUUGAACUAAAGAUCGAUUAAUUUGGUCUAUUUCAACCUAAAAUUGAAAAUUGUGAAUUCAGAAAUUUUUUGACAAAAAUUGAUGUGUUUAGACACCUAAAAUUAAUUGAAAAUGCUAAAUUAUGAGCUGAAAUUUUUCAAAUAUCCCGGGAAAAAUAGGUUUCAGAAUUUUCAUAAACGAAACAUCCAAAAAUAUUUUCCAAUGAUAUGUUCGUUUUUGUUUCACAGAAAAUAUGAGUGAAUUUCAGACUUGAAGCAAAUUUUGAAAAUUCAAACGGUGAACAAAGAAAUUUUACCAAAUGAAAAAUUUUCCAAAAAAUCUAAAACCAAAUUUUGAAACAGUAAAAAAUUUCAAAUUUCCAGGCUAACUUCCCCAAAAUCUCCCAACACCUUGCAAAACGGCCAAACUUCAGAUAACAAAUUAGUAUAA